Messenger RNA from Microtus oregoni (creeping vole), 1051 nucleotides. Its product is annotated as glutathione S-transferase P-like. Gene Ontology annotation, biological process: glutathione metabolic process. Gene Ontology annotation, molecular function: glutathione transferase activity. The coding region runs from base 1 to 975 and encodes 324 amino acids. Lineage: Eukaryota; Metazoa; Chordata; Mammalia; Rodentia; Cricetidae. The record is from RefSeq and is a predicted model, not a curated record. The transcript is spliced from 2 exons. Gene Ontology annotation, cellular component: cytosol.
AUGGGAACAGGUCAAGCCAGCAACCUCCACAGGAGCAGUCCCAAAGCAACAACUCCCACAGAAGCAGAUAAAAGGGAGCAACCACUGAGGGGCCAGGGCCAAGCCAGAGACUGCUGUGAGACUGGGUGUGAGUCAGGGACCUCUGAAAGAGGAGGUCUAAGACAGCAACCUCUGCCAAAGCAGGUCCCUGCAAGCAAACUAAGCAGAAUCAGGUAUGAGUAUAUGGCCACCAAGGGAGCAGGCCUGAACCAGAGACCUCUUCAGGACUUGGUCCAAGCCUUUGUGGGAGCAGGUCUGAAUCAGGGACAUCCUCAGGAACAGGCCAAAGUCAUCAACCUCCAUUGGAGAAGGUCUGAGCCAUCCAGUGACCUCUGCCAGAACAGGCCUGAGGCAGAGACUUCCAUAGGAGCAGACCAGGACCAGAGCUGGAAGGAGGAGGUGGUGUCCAUAGAUACUUGGAUGAAAGGCUUGCUCAAAUCCACCUGUCUGUAUGGGCAGCUCCCCAAGUUUCAGGAUGGAGACCUUACCCUGUACCAAUCUAAUGCCAUCUUGAGGCACUUGGGCCGAUCCCUUGGGCUUUAUGGAAAAGAUCAGAAGGAGGCUGCCCUGGUGGAUAUGGUGAAUGAUGGGGUGGAAGACCUUCGCCUGAAAUACAUCACCCUCAUCUACACCAAAUAUGAGGAAGGGAAGGAUGACUAUGUGAAGGCCCUGCCUGGACACCUGAAACCUUUCGAGACCCUGCUGUCCCAGAACCAAGGAGGCAAAGCCUUCAUCGUGUGUGACCAGAUCUCCUUCGCCGAUUACAACUUGCUAGAUCUGCUGCUGAUCCACCAGGUCCUGGCCCCUGGCUGCCUGGACAACUUCCCCCUGCUCAGUGCCUAUGUGGCACGCCUCAGUGCCCGGCCCAAGAUCAAGGCCUUCCUGUCCUCCCCUGACCAUUUGAACCGUCCCAUCAAUGGCAACGGCAAGCAGUAAUGUAGGGAGAGACCGGAGCUGCCUGUCCUCCUUUCCCCAGCACUAAUAAAGUUUGUAAGACUUAAAAAAAAAAAAA